AGCUGCCUGGGGCGGUCUUUCUAUCGCUCUUCGUGGUAUAAAAAUUUCAUCUUCCUUUUCUUCAUUUGGGGUGUUCGGUCAAUGUGCAGACACUCUCAUCUCUCCUGUUCUCCCUCCAUAUCUCGUUAUGGCUUCAGACCCCGCGUCGGCGAGUCCCGAGGCUCGUGAGCUCAGUUUGAUAUCUAAAGUCGAGCUCAGAAUCGCCCUGGCAGAGACAGAUGCGAAGCUCCAGUCUCUUCUCCAAACAUACUUAGCUCCGUUACUUCUCAAACUCGGUUCAGAAAGUCUAACAGUUCGCAACAAAGUGAUUACAGUGUGCACACAUGUCAAUACCCGAGUUCAGACUCCGUCCAUUCAAUUGCCCGUGACAGCACUGUUGAAACAAUUCAAAGAGCAAAAAUCUCAACUUAUUAGGCACUACGACUUAAUUUUCUUGCAGCAGGGGCUUGAUCGCUUGGGUGCCAAUGCGCGGAUCGAGAUCUUGCUACCGUUGCUCCAAGGGAUCUCCGAAAUUGGGACGUCAGUUAACCAAGGUGCCAUCGUGUUCAACCUUGUUUUGCGACUCUUGCCUCUUUUGAAGCUGCCCCCGAAGGGUAAUGAGGAAGAUGUGCAGCUGAAGAGUCGACUAGGACUGUUCGAUGAGGACACCAAGUUUCUGUCUUUCUGGUUGGAGAAGCUCCUUUUGCUUUCGUCAGCAGACGAUAACUCUACGACAUGUCCCGGUCUUUCCCCUAAGGAGUACACGUUUCUGAACAAGGAUGCUCCUGUAAAGGAAACGUGGAAUCCGUCUGCAAGCGGUGGUCUGAAUCUCACGGAAACCAAAGCCAACGCCUUAAAGUUUCUUGCCAGUGGAGCUUUUACGGAUUCAGAGCGGUUCUUGCCUGCGCUAGUCGCAACUUCGGAUGCAAAUUCACGCCUGGCAGACCUUGGAGAGGAGAUUUUGAAGCGAUUCAUUCCGAACUUCGAGGACCCCGAUGUCGUGCAGCAAUUGUACAGCUUGUAUUUUGGGACUGGAGGGGCCAAUGGAGCCCCCCCUGCACGGCCUUCCCUGCAGAUUAAGCUGCUAAUUUAUCUCGGAAAAUCCAUUAUGGCUACGAAGGAUACCGAAAAAAUAAUUCGAUUAAUAGAAGAGGGCCUUCUAUCCGAUACGGCAAGGUCGUCACGGGGACUGCAAGCAUCCAGGUUGAGGACUCAAAUCUUUACAUUCACGACAUGGGUUGUCCGCAUGGGAUCGCCGUCAAAGUUGAAAGGGAUGGCACCAAAAGUUAUUCAAGGCUUGAGAGAUUUCAUCCAAUCUCAGGGCUGGCCUAGUCCCGGAGCUAGCGGGCAGAAAUUACCCGCAACUGAUAUAAGUCUCAGGGGUCUUGCCUACGAGAGUAUCGGUAUAAUGGUACCCAAAGUCGAUUUCCAGGCGCAAAACGACGACGAGGAGUUUUCUGGCUUUGGUCUGAUCAAGUGGUUGUUCACCUCAUUAAGCUGCGAUGAUUCGAGCCCUGAGAUCUUUGUUAGCAUUGAGCAGGCUUUGGGCAGCAUUCUUAACUCGUCACUAGACAGUUGGGACAAGGGAUAUCAAGAGCAACUACGACCCUUCCUGGUUGAUCAGAUGAGAAACGAACCAGGAGAGAAUGAUCCUCUGACCGGAUUCAGUGUCGUUCGAGGACCGCAGUAUGCUGCAGUACGUUUUGCCAAUCGCUUUCUACCCUAUCACGAUGUUGUAGCUCGCUGGGUCGAUAUCAUUGCCAUUGCGCGGGGGUCGGAAAGGCAUCACGAGGUUGUGGAAGAAGGCAAAAAGGGCCUCCAUCCUCACUGGCAUCGCCUCCUCAAUCCUGGAAAUAAAAGCGAAGGACACGAUGCUUCAUCACAGGAGCAAACGUACGGCCCAUGGUACGAUUUUCCCAGUUUCUCGUCCGCAACGCGCUUUUUAUUCUGUCCCUCGGGUCAUGCAAACAUAGAAACUCUGUCCGCAUCGGACAUCCUGUCAGGGAGUUACAGAAAAGCAUUCGCACCUACUAUCACGUUCCUUCGCAACAUCCUUCUCUGGGAGUCUUUCUCGAAGUUUGGAAUUGCAACCGACAUAGAGCAAGACUGGGACACUAAACUGGACAUACUACUUACGUCUGACGAACGAGCUCGUGCAGCUUUGAAGAAGUAUAUCGCAGGUUCUGAUAAAGAAUCAGUGCUCCUAUUCCUUCAGAAUGCCUUAAAUGGGCUCCUUCACGAGGGCCGAGAAGGGCUCGAGCUAUGUGGUGAGCAUUUUGUGGAAAUCUGUUCUGCGGCAUCAAACGACAUAGUCGACGCCAUGGUCUCACGCGUUUUGUCCUUGAAAUUGCCCAUAUCUAGCAACGACCAAGAGAAACAGAAUACGGCCGCACGUGCUAUCGGUAUACUUGCAUCUCAUCCAGCGUUUUCUGAAAAGGAUUUGUCUGAAUUCGUUAUGGAGCUGUCGAACGCUUCCACGACAUGGAAGUCGGCGAUUGGAGAGCUGGUACUUGUCAUCCGUGGAUCAAUUCUGGCACUGUCAUACCUGCUUAGCAGGCUUGCAUUCCGUGGAAAACUCGACAAGAUUCCGCAGGUACAAGUGAAGUCAUUUAUCCAAACCCUCCUCGAUAUUAUCAAGUCCGCAAACGAUGUUAUUUUCCGACGGGUUGCACAAGUAGCCAUCGGGCAACUCAGCCUUUCCGGAAUUCUUUCGCCGACCUUGCUCUCUGGUGAUGGCUGGACGGAGGUCAAAGAGAGUCUCACACGGGACGCAAAAGCCGAGAGCGAGAUCCCCAUACUGGCAAUGGGUCGGCUAUCGUUGACCUUUUCUAACGAAUGCAUCGUUGAUCCCCAGUUUAGCUCGCUAUUGGAUGCUCUUUACAGCUUGCACGAGAUUCGUAGCCCAGAAAUUCAUUUUUCUGUCGGCGAGGCAUUGAGUGACGCUGCCAUUGGAUGGAAGUCCAAAGCACUAACCCGAGAAUUUGAUGUCAAUGAACAAUUCCCCCAAUCUCUUAUCCCUAAUACUGUGCUUGCAGACAUGUGUGACAAAGUCAUUGCUGACUGUGGUGCUUCGAAGCCAGCCCUCCGUAAAGCGUCUGCCAUAUGGCUGUUGUGUUUAGUCAAGAAUUGCGGUCAUAUGCAAGAGAUGCAGGACCGAUUGCGCAAAUGCCAAGCUAGCUUCACAACUCUUCUCGGGGACCGUGACGAGAUAGUGCAGGAAUCAGGUGCUCAAGGGUUGGGUUUAGUUUACGAAAUGGGAGACCAGGAACUUAAGGAUGAUCUGGUGCGAGACUUGGUCAACUCCUUCACGGCUACCAAUUCCCAUCUAAGAGGAGGCAAAGUCCACGAAAACACAGAGCUUUUCGAGCCUGGGGCUCUACCCACUGGACAAGGACAGUCAGUCAAUACGUACAAGGAUAUAAUGAAUCUGGCAUCUGAGGCAGGUGAUCCAACGCUUGUAUACCGAUUCAUGUCGUUGGCUUCGAACAACGCGAUCUGGACCAAUAGAGCAGCUUUUAGCAAGUUGGGUAUUAGCAACAUUUUCACGGAUUCGAGCGUCAAUGGCUACCUGGCAAAGAACCCCAAGAUCUAUCCAAAGCUGUUUCGUUACCGGUUUGAUCCCAACCCCAACGUGCAGCGGUCAAUGAACACGAUCUGGCACACGCUUGUCAAGGAGCCUUCAGCUGUUAUCAACGCCCAUUUCGAUGAGAUUAUGGAUGAUCUCUUGAAGAGUAUUAUGACUGGUCGGGAAUGGCGCGUUCGGCAAGCAAGUUGUACUGCCAUUUCGGACAUUAUCCAAGGGCGUCAACCGGAACAGUACUCAAAGUAUAUGGACGAGAUUUUCAACAAGGCGUUCAAACUUCUGGAUGAUAUUAAGGAGUCGGUUCGAGCAUCCGCCCUCAAACUUUGCCAGACCAUCACCAAUGCAGUCAUCCGCACCUUGGAGACGAGCGAUGCCGACACAAAACGCGCCAUUACAAUGCUGGGGAAGGCGAUCCCGUUCUUACUCAGCGACAAGGGAAUGGAGUCUGGUGUCCAAGAAGUCCAAGGUUUUGCCAUUGGGUCCCUUAUACAGAUGAUCAAGAAGAGUCCUACUAAGUCGCUACGGCCCUUUGUUCCUCCCAUUCUAGAACAGUUUUUGAAUUCGCUCAGCUCUUUGGAACCACAAGCGGUCAAUUAUGUUCAUCUGAAUGCGGAUAAAUACGGGUUGACGAGCGAGGAAAUCGACAAAAUGCGAUUGUCCAGUAUCCGCACGUCUCCUAUGAUGGAAGUGAUUGAGCGAUAUCUGAUUGACACGCUCGACGAGACCUCGGUGAAAGAGUUUGCAGCCAAGCUUGAAGCGGUGCUUCGCGCUGCCGUCGGGCUUCCAACCAAGGUGGGCUGUAGCCGAGUGCUGGUCCUGCUGAGUAUGAAGACUAUGCUCUUCCGUCCCUACGCGGACCGGUUCAUCCAGUUGCUGUCGAAAUACGUUGUUGAUCGGAAUGAUACCGUCAGUGCGUCGUACUGUUCAUCAAUAGGCUACCUCAUGCGGUUGGCGUCAGACGACCGGGUCCUAAAGACAAUUGAGUAUGCUAAGACCCUCUACCUGACGGCUGAGGAUGCGACUCUACGAGUGAUCUCGGGGGAGAUUCUGCAUUCUACGUCGAAACUCUCCAAUGAUCGCUUCAUGGCAUUCGCUGUCUCCGCUUUACCUUUCAUCUUUGUUUUCAAGCAUGACACGGAUGAGCAUGUUCGUGAGGUUUUCGAGAAGACGUGGCAGGACAAUGUCGGUGGUACCCGGACCGUAUCGCUCUAUGUCAACGAAAUCACCACGCUUGUCUCGGACAACCUCGAGUCGCCGCGAUGGGCCAUUAAGCACACAGCAGCCCUUGGCAUUGCUAGCACCAUCACGUCACUCGACUCCGAGCUUGAUCUGGUUACUAGCGAUCGUCUAUGGCCUGUUCUGGAGAAGGCGCUGGCGGGAAAGACCUGGGAGGGCAAAGAGGCCGUACUUAAGGCAUUUGUCAAAUUCGCGGGUCAGGCCAAAAUAUUAUGGCAGGAGAAGAAACAGCUCAGUGAUGCGAUGAAGGCAAUUACUAUCCGAGAAGCAAAGCGAAACAACGUUGCAUAUCGUCAGCAUGGCCUGACUGCAUUAGGUGGAGUUGCACAGGCACGCAGUGAUCUUGAUCUGAUGCCUGACGCUCUCGCAAUUACGUCAAAAGUGCUAGAAGAUGUCCUUGGUGACGAUGAGGAUCGAAUGCAUAUUGACUCCGGCAGUGGCCACAGGUCAAGCACGGAAGAUACAUUGGCAGCCUGUAUUAGAUGCGUCCUCCAGUGUGUCAACUCUGCGGCAUGUGCGUCCGGAGCCGUCCAGACAUAUCUGACCGAUUUGAUUCCUGUUGCUGACAAGGCAUUGAGGAAUGGCGGCAGAACCGUCCAGGCACCAUUAUACGAGGAGCUGAGACAGCUACUGACCAGACUGGAGGAAUGGACAUCGCCAUUUGACGGUCGUGAUGUUGAUGUCCAUAGCCUCCAAGGACCCUUAUCGACGCUCGCAGGAGAAUUGCUAACUCGCGAGAUUGAUGUGUCCGUGGAAACCAUUCGGACAGAACGCGCGCAGGCGGCUGUCACAUACAUUGCCCUUAGCCAGCAGAGAGGAUUUGAGGUCAAUGAAGCGUUGCGCCAAUCGAUUCAGACCUGGAGAACAGGAGAGCGAUCGGGACCAGUGCAACAGAUUCUCGAUCAGGCGCUGGCGAAGUUGAUACGGUGAGGGACUCUUCAUGCACACUGUCAUGUCUAUACUGUGCGGGAAGCUACUCUCCGUAGGGCUGGACCUGGAUAUAGUUACCACGGAAGAAGAGAUUGCAUUCUGUCCCUAGAGUAGACAACCUUCAAUGAAGUCAUUCAUGCCUCAGGUGUCAAUCAUACCACGGAUACCACGCGGGCCGAAGC
Molecule: messenger RNA, 5910 nt
Organism: Aspergillus ruber CBS 135680
Lineage: Eukaryota; Fungi; Ascomycota; Eurotiomycetes; Eurotiales; Aspergillaceae
Product: ECM29 family proteasome component
Exons: 3
Coding region: 128-5728 (1866 amino acids)
Biological process (GO): proteasome assembly
Cellular component (GO): cytoplasm; nucleus
Molecular function (GO): molecular adaptor activity
Source: RefSeq, a predicted model, not a curated record